Molecule: messenger RNA, 1633 nt
Organism: Fukomys damarensis (Damara mole-rat)
Lineage: Eukaryota; Metazoa; Chordata; Mammalia; Rodentia; Bathyergidae
Product: phosphoglycerate kinase 2
Exons: 1
Coding region: 122-1375 (417 amino acids)
Biological process (GO): glycolytic process; gluconeogenesis
Cellular component (GO): sperm fibrous sheath; cytosol; extracellular exosome
Molecular function (GO): ATP binding; phosphoglycerate kinase activity; ADP binding
Source: RefSeq, a predicted model, not a curated record
CCAAAAGGAAGAGGUGGGGCAAAACAAAACGUUAGAAAUUUCCAACCGCUCGGCAACUUGCAGCAAUUAAGAGGUCUCCAGCACUGGGUCUAGGGGUCAGUCCAAACCUUGUUAUGUCAAGAUGUCUCUUUCCAAAAAGUUGACUUUGGACAAAUUAGAUGUCAAGGGGAAACGAGUCGUGAUGAGGGUAGACUUCAAUGUCCCCAUGAAGAAUCAACAGAUUACAAAUAACCAGAGAAUCAAAGCUGCCAUCCCAAGUAUCAAGCACUGCUUGGAUCACGGAGCCAAGUGUGUUGUUCUUAUGAGUCACCUAGGCCGGCCUGAUGGUGUUGCCAUGCCUGAAAAAUACUCCUUGGAGCCAGUUGCUGCUGAGCUCAAAACUUUGCUGGGCAAAAAUGUUCUGUUCCUGAAGGACUGUGUGGGUCCAGAAGUAGAGAAAGCCUGUGCCAGCCCUGCCACUGGUUCAGUUAUCCUACUGGAGAAUCUGCGUUUCCAUGUGGAGGAAGAAGGAAAAGGCCAAGAUCCUUCUGGGAAGAAGCUGCAAGCUGAGCCAGAUAAAGUAGAAGCCUUCCGAGCAUCCCUCUCCAAGCUGGGUGAUGUCUAUGUUAAUGAUGCUUUUGGCACUGCGCACCGGGCUCACAGUUCCAUGGUAGGUGUGAAUCUGCCUCAGAAGGCAUCUGGAUUCCUGAUGAAGAAAGAGCUGGAAUACCUUGCCAAAGCCUUGGAAAACCCAGAGAGACCCUUUCUGGCUAUACUUGGAGGAGCCAAAGUGGCAGACAAGAUCCAACUCAUCAAAAAUAUGCUGGACAAGGUCAAUCACAUGAUUAUUGGUGGUGGGAUGGCUUACACCUUCCUUAAGGUACUCAAUGGCAUGGAGAUCGGUGCCUCUUUGUUUGAUGAAGAGGGGGCCAAGAUUGUCCAAGAUAUCAUGGAAAAAGCAGUUAAGAAUGGUGUCAAGAUUACCUUCCCUAUUGAUUUCAUCACCGCUGACAAGUUUGAUGAGAGUGCUCAAAUUGGGAAAGCCACUAUAGAAUCUGGCAUACCUCCUGGCUGGAUGGGUUUGGACUGUGGUUCUGAAAGUAAUAAAAAGUUUGCUCAAGUUGUGGCCCAAGCAAAGCUAAUUGUUUGGAAUGGCCCUGUAGGAGUGUUUGAAUGGGAAGCUUUUGCUAAAGGAACCAAAGCCCUCAUGGAUGAGAUUGUGAAGGCCACUUCCAAAGGCUGUGUCACCAUCAUAGGAGGUGGAGAUACUGCUACCUGCUGUGCCAAGUGGAACACUGAAGAUAAAGUCAGCCAUGUGAGCACUGGAGGGGGUGCCAGUCUGGAGCUUCUGGAAGGUAAAAUCCUUCCUGGAGUGGAGGCCCUCAGCAACUUGUAAUCAAUAGAACGCUCCUUCCUGCUGUUCUUGUCCACCGUCUUUAGUCAGCUUAGUACUUUUAUAUCUCAAUUUGGUUUUGGUUAAAAUCUACCCCUCAUAAGACCCACACAAGGACAAAAUCACUGGAACCUCAGGAACUCUUAACAUCCAUACAACAACUCGGUUUAUUUCAGUGCUGUCAUGCAUUUGCCUGCUGUCCUCAAAAUAAUACUUGGACUUCACCAUUGUGCUCUAUAGGAACAAUAUCUUAAAUUGCCU